Messenger RNA from Protomyces lactucae-debilis, 2367 nucleotides. RefSeq names its product flavin-containing amine oxidoreductase-domain containing protein. The record is from RefSeq and is a predicted model, not a curated record. NCBI's taxonomy places the organism in Eukaryota, Fungi, Ascomycota, Taphrinomycetes, Taphrinales, Protomycetaceae. The coding region runs from base 1 to 2367 and encodes 788 amino acids. Gene Ontology annotation, molecular function: protein binding; oxidoreductase activity. The transcript is spliced from 2 exons.
AUGAACCCUUCUAUAGGGCCUAUUGCAAAGUCUGCAAUACCCCCAAUAGAGCCUACCGUCUACAGUAGAGAAUGCUUCGAUGCAGCGAGUGCGUCAAGAAUACAUCCGCAGUACAUGCUCCCUGCUGAAAGCAAGCUUGUCGAGAAUCACUUGACGCAUCUACAGACACCAUCCUAUGUUCUGCUACGCAAUGCCAUACUACGUCUAUGGAUCAAAAACCCAAGACUUUGGGUGACCAUGGAAGAAGCUCAAGGCGUAGCCAAAGAAGAGCGACACUUUGCUUUGUGCGCAGCCAUCUGGGAAUUCCUCGUUCGUAACGGUUACAUCAACUUCGGCUGUCUACCAAUCCCGCAAAACCCAGUACAACGGGAGCAGCAAACCAUUCUCGUUGUUGGUGCUGGCGUUGCCGGACUGUCAACUGCUCGACAGCUCGAGAAUCUGCUUGCUACAUUUGCCGAUCGCUUAGAGAUCGACUACAAAGUGAUCAUUUGCGAAGGACGGAAACGUAUUGGCGGUCGAGUCUACUCACAUCCAGUCGGUGACUCGCACGAUGCCCGUGUCGAUCUUGGAGCGCAAAUCAUUACCGGCUUCUCAAAUGGCAACCCUUUAACAAUCUUGCUACAAAAGCAACUCCACUUGCCUCAUCACGCUCUUGUGCAUGCAAAAUCCAAUGUCAUUUAUGAUCAACAAGGAAACGUCAUUGAACAGGAGCAAGAUCAGCGAGUCGAAGAGUUAUUCAACUUGUUGCUCGAGGAAGCAGCGCGUUUCAGACUAGAGGCUGCAGAUGGUCAGGCCACUGAUUCGCUUGGCGAAACGCUCAACAGCAUUCUGAAUACGCUCAAAAGGGUGUGCAAGAUACCAGAGAGUGACUUGAGUGUUUUGCAGUGGCACUGGGCAAAUAUGGAGUAUGCGUGCGGAACGAACCUCAACAACCUCUCGCUACACAAUUGGGAUCAAGAUGAUGGGAAUGAAUUCAACGGCCAUCAUGCAAUGCUUCAUGGUGGCUACUCGCUUCUUUGCAGAGGCUUGGCUCUUGCUCCUACAAAGCUUGAUAUUCGCAUGAAUGUGCCCGUACAAAAGAUUGUACAAGGUGGCGUUCUCCUUUCCAAUGGUGAAGCCAUCAAGGCCGAAAAGAUUGUAGUGACGGUACCGCUUGGUGUUCUCAAAGCAGACACCAUCACCUUUGAUCCACCGCUGCCAGAUUGGAAACAAAUGGCGAUUCGCAACCUCGGCUACGGUCUGCUCAACAAGGUAGUCCUAGUGUACGAAGCUCAAUUUUGGGACGACAACAUCAACUUGAUUGGUUGUGUACGAGGCGAUCCUGGUGCAGAACAGCUGUCACCUGAACGCGGUCGCUUUUACAUGUUUUGGAGCUGCACAGAAGUUUCGAAGCGUCCAGUCCUCACUGCGCUUCUUGCAGGUGAUGCUGCCAUGUCUUGCGAAACAACCGCGAACGAAGAGCUCGUGCAAGAGGCGUCUGCAGUCUUGCAACGCAUCUAUCCGCAGAAACAAGUACCGCAGCCUGUCGAAUCGGUCGUGACCAAAUGGGCGGCAGAUCCAUUCUCGCGCGGCUCUUACUCAUAUAUCGGUAAGAAUGGCUCUGGCAAGGAUUAUGAAGCCAUGGCAAGGCCUGUUGGUGAUAAUCUCUUCUUUGCUGGCGAGGCGACAUGCAGAACGCAUCCAAGUACGGUGCAUGGAGCUUACUUGUCCGGUCUCGCUGCGGCCGGUGCUGUGCUAGACUCAUUGAUUGGGCCGCAACGCAUCUCGGUGACGGAUGAGCCGCUCGUUCCGUCAAAAUCACGUCCUGGCAGUGCAGAUCAUCCAGAAGCGACUGGCAGUCUCAAGCGCAAGCAAAUAUCGACAGAGGACGGGGAACUGUAUCGCUCGCACCAGGAUCAUGCCGAUUCCCUCAAGCGUGAGAGGCUCGACAAACAAGCUGAGGAUUUGAAUCAGUACUUGCUCGACAAGCUGGGUCCACGACCAGAGCUUCCGAAACGUCCCAACACCAAUCCCUUCCUCUUCUUUCAAAAGGAGCAAUGGGUUGUCUCCAAGAAUGAGCUUGAUGCACAGCAAGCAGCCAGCGCAAAAAAGCUAGAUCCAACAGCCAGCAAGAAUCAGGUACGCACCAUGAUUGGCAAGGCCUGGCGUGAUUUGGACAAAGUCGGUCGAGAGCCGUGGAACGCUAUCGUACUGGCAAAGCGCAAAGAAUUUGAAGAAGCUCGCAAAGCAGCCGAGUUGGCCAUGAAGGAAUGGGAUGAGCGAGCGGGCCCUCUUAGGGAAGCUUUCGAGAAGGAAGCAGCCCAAAAGAUUACACAAGAAGAGAAAGAUGCACAGCGCGCAGCGGUAGAGGAGGCCGGAGACGCUUGA